ACAAACCGCUACAAGCAGGGUAUAACGAUAAUCUUCUUCUACACGCGCACUUACAGAAACCCUAAUUUCGCCGUACGGACCAAAUCAUUCCAGAAAGCAAGAUACCAGUGGCUAACGAUAAGGUUUUCUGUAACCGUUUUCUCGAUCUACAAAUCGCCGAGAAAUCAUGGCGGAAGUGAUGUCAAUGGAAGAUAUACGGACCGAAGCGGCUCGUUUGAACAUCGAUUUAUCUGGAGUCGAUUGGAACUCGAUUCGGCUACCUCCCGGUGAAGAUUGCGGCAUCAAAAGUGAUGAUGAUGAUCUUAACGAGGAGGAUUCACUGGAAUUUGAUGCUGGCUUUGGGAAUAUUAUCAUUGUGGAUAACUUGCCGGUUGUCCCUAGAGAAAAGUUCGAGAAGCUUGAAGGUGUGGUUCGUAAAAUCUACAGCCAAAUCGGAGUCAUUAAGGAGAAUGGACUUUGGAUGCCUGUUGAUGAAGACACUGGUAAAACCCGAGGUUAUUGCUUCAUCGAGUACAACACUCCUCAGGAAGCUGAGCUUGCCAAGGAGAAGACCAAUGGGUACAAGCUAGACAGAGCACACAUUUUUGCUGUCAACAUGUUUGAUGAAAUUGACAGAUUCAUGAAAGUACCAGACGAGUGGGCUCCACCUGAAAGCAGGCCUUAUACACCAGGGGUACGUAUUUGA
Helianthus annuus (common sunflower) is the source of this 685-nucleotide messenger RNA. Its product is annotated as eukaryotic translation initiation factor 3 subunit B-like. The coding region runs from base 167 to 685 and encodes 172 amino acids. Gene Ontology annotation, cellular component: eukaryotic translation initiation factor 3 complex. Gene Ontology annotation, biological process: translational initiation. The transcript has 3 exons. Gene Ontology annotation, molecular function: RNA binding; translation initiation factor activity; translation initiation factor binding. NCBI's taxonomy places the organism in Eukaryota, Viridiplantae, Streptophyta, Magnoliopsida, Asterales, Asteraceae. The record is from RefSeq and is a predicted model, not a curated record.